This is a messenger RNA of Cheilinus undulatus (humphead wrasse), 931 nucleotides long. RefSeq lists its product as uncharacterized. The transcript has 7 exons. Lineage: Eukaryota; Metazoa; Chordata; Actinopteri; Labriformes; Labridae. The record is from RefSeq and is a predicted model, not a curated record. Bases 62 to 931 code for a protein of 289 amino acids.
UCCGGAAAGAGUGUUAAAGCACAGGUCGGCUGAGUCUUUCGUUCGUUUUAAGAGAAAAGCAAUGAACUGUGCAAUGAAUUUCAAAAACUGCGGCUCUGUUCUAGUAACGGGAGCCAGCCGUGGGCUCGGACUGCAGAUAGUUGACAGCCUGGCGAAUGGAGGUUUCUCACCCGGCAAGAUUAUAGCCACCAGCAGACACCCUGCCAGCGCACAGAAACUUCAGGAACUGGCAGCGAAACAUCCAAACAUCCAUAUCAUUCCUCUGGAUGUCGUGAAACAAGACAGCAUAGAGAAAUGUGUGGAAGAGGUUGGCCAGCUGGUACAAGAAGAUGGUCUAAACUGCCUGAUAAACAAUGCAGGGAUCAACGUGGUGGCUGACUUUAAUACUGUGACCACAGAGAAGAUGAUAGAAAACUUCCAUACCAAUGCUGUGGCUCCUCUCAUGAUCACCAAGGCCUUCCUGCCCUUAUUAAAGAAAGCUGCACAGGGAGGGCAAGGCGGAGGAGGUGCCGGGAGCAUGGGCAUCCAGAGGGCCGCAGUCAUUAACAUGACCUCUCUGCUUGGCUCUGUGGAGCUUAACUGGGGAGAACGGGCCAACAACUUCAAAUGGUACCCGUACAGGACAUCUAAGAGUGCCCUGAACAUGGUGAGCCGCUGCAUGGCAGUAGACCUUGAGCCUGAUGGGAUUCUCUGUAUGGCUAUACAUCCUGGCUGGGUCCGCACUGACAUGGGGGGAUCUGAGGCCCCACUGAGUCCAGAUGAAAGCAUUUCUUCAAUCUUGUCUGUAAUUGGUGGACUGACUGAAAAGGAUCACGGGUCAUUUCUAAACUUUACAGGAGAAGUUUUGCCAUGUUUGUUCUCUGGAAAGCACAGAGUAUUGUCUUACAGCUCAUUUCACAUCCUCCAUUCUGUAUCGUGUCCCAGAUGGUAA